AUGAACGUUCUCGGGGCGUCGUAUAAAGAAACGACGGACGAGUUUUGCAGAAUUUUGAAGAACACUGGAGUUUCUGCGAUUGUUUCGCUGAACAUUUCGUCACAUCCUAAACAUAUUGAUAUUUACGCAAGUUACAUAGGAAUUCCUGUGAUAAAGUUAUUCAACAAUCCUUUUAAGCAAGAUGUUGUCAAGCAGAAUCAAAGCUCCCAAAUUCACCUGGAACCAGAUCCUGUUUUACGUUUAUUUGUUAUCACAGAAAUUUUGAAACAAUACAACAGAAACGAUCGAGUCGUUGUGGUUUCACAAGAAAAUCAAUCAACAUGGGCGAAAAAACUUGUUGCUGGGAUGCGGAAAACUAGAAAUUUAAAUGACGAUGUCGUUGUAGACUUGACUAUAACUAAAAACGAGAAGAAUUAUUUCAGCACUUUAAGAACUAUUUAUUCUUUGAAUGUAAAAGCUAUUGUCCUCUUGAUGGAAGAAAAUAUCGCGUUAGAUUUUAUGGAUGUCGCACAACAAGUUGGAUUUCUAGACAUUGAUUGCAUAUGGAUUGUAGAGCACUCCCUUUAUGGAAGAAAACGAAUACCGCUUUUGGGAAAACUUAUUGGAGUAAGAUUGGCGCGAGAACCCUUCAGCAAUGAUAGAUCACAAUGGCGGCGCGAGGCGUUGUCCAAUGAUUCUAUCAAAAUUCUGAGUAAUGCAUUUCAAAAUGUAAGCAAUGCAGAGUUCCAAAUCACAUCACCAAGCAAUUCGUGUACUUCAACGAGCCAUUGGCUGCUAGGAACAUCGUUGUACAGGUUUAUGAAACUUGUUCGCAUUGAUGGCGACACUGGUUGGAUAGAAUUUGAUGAUCAAGGUUACCGAACUAAUGUGGAAUAUGAAAUUGAUUACUUUCCUAAAAAUGAAAAUGGGACAACCAUCAGAAUGAUUUUAGGCCAAUAUCAUAACAACAAACUAGAUAUAUACCGUGCAGGCUGGCCGCCUGAAGAGAAAAAACUAGAUACGUUAUUGGAAACCAAAAUUGCAGAAAACCAGCCAUUGAAGAUCUCAGUUCACUUGCAAGAACCGUACGUUGUGAUAAACGAAAACGCUGCUCAUAAUUCCUCGGAUGAUACGUGUGCAUUAGGUUUACCUUGUGUAGGAUCUGACGGGGAAGAAUCUUGUUGUUCCGGGUAUUGCAUAGACUUGUUGAAAUUACUUAUGAGAGACAUCGGAUUUUCUGUGAGAAUUUAUAUUGUUAAAGAUGGUAAAUAUGGCGAUUUAGACCAAACUACGGGACAAUGGUCAGGUCUGAUAGGUGAAGUUUCUCGCGGUGAAGCAGAUAUGGCGGUAUCAGAUUUAACUAUCAGUGAACAGCGUUCCAAAGUAGUUGACUUCACACAUCCGUAUAUGGACGCAAGUAUGGCUAUUAUGGUUAAAGUGUCACGUCGUGAAAGAAAUAAUUGGACAGAUUUUAUGGAUCCGUUCGCUGCAUCCUUGUGGAUCGCAAUAAUUGUUUGUAUCAAUACGACACUUCUCAUUAUGUGGUUACUGGAGAGAUAUAGCCCGUAUGGUCAGAGAGAACGUGGAAAGUUUUUGAAAAGAAGUGAAGAACAUUCUUUUGGUUUUGUUCAAGCCAUUUGGUUCACAUGGAGCGUUGUUUUCCAAACUGAUAUUGGUUCAAAACCAAAAGGCGUUGCUUGUCGUAUUUUGGCGUUGUCUUUUGCGUUCAGUAUGCUGAUUGUUAUCACAAGUUACACCGCCAAUUUAGCCGCUUUCCUGGUGAUAAAAGAGGAGAUAUUGCCUUUGAAUGAUGCUGGGAUACGAGAUCCUAAGCUUCAGAAUCCUCCAAGUGGUUUUCGAAUCGCGACGGUUGAUGACUCGAGUUUUGAAAGAUUCUUCCAUGAUACAGACGAUCCCGUGCUAAGCCGAGUUUGGAAGCAUAUGAAACCCAACAAUGUAAAACAUUUUGAAGAUGCAAUAAGACAAAUGAAUUCCAGAACCCUCCAAGCGUUUGCCUGGGAUCAACCGACACUUGAAAAUAUGGUAGCAAAAAGUCGGGAUUGUUCCUUUAAAAUCGUAGGAAAAUCGCUCUUCCACUCAGGAUUCGGUUUUGCCUUAAGGAAGAACUCGUCUCUCACCAGCAAGAUAUCUCAAGCAUUGUUGCAAUAUGAAAAGUUUGAUACAUCAUGGACGUUAAAACUUCGAUGGUUCCAGGGAAAAUGUAGCGCUGUGCAUAAAAAUGCGUCGUUUGCACGAUUGACUAUUGCCGACUUGAGUGGAUUAUUUCUUGCCAUUUGUUUUGGAGUUGUUAUUUCAUUGCUAUUUUUCACUUCGCAAUAUUUUAAAAUUGCAAUUAAAUAGUGGGUCGUCGUCGUAGACGUAGUCCAUUCCGUUAAGAAUGCUGGAUUUUAGAACGUAGUUACAUAUCGUAGA
Messenger RNA from Dendronephthya gigantea, 2412 nucleotides. RefSeq names its product glutamate receptor ionotropic, NMDA 1-like. Gene Ontology annotation, biological process: monoatomic ion transport; synaptic transmission, glutamatergic; modulation of chemical synaptic transmission. NCBI's taxonomy places the organism in Eukaryota, Metazoa, Cnidaria, Anthozoa, Malacalcyonacea, Nephtheidae. Gene Ontology annotation, molecular function: glutamate-gated receptor activity; transmitter-gated monoatomic ion channel activity involved in regulation of postsynaptic membrane potential. Bases 1 to 2340 code for a protein of 779 amino acids. The transcript is spliced from 5 exons. The record is from RefSeq and is a predicted model, not a curated record. Gene Ontology annotation, cellular component: plasma membrane; postsynaptic membrane.